Messenger RNA from Closterium sp. Naga37s-1, 432 nucleotides. NCBI's taxonomy places the organism in Eukaryota, Viridiplantae, Streptophyta, Zygnematophyceae, Desmidiales, Closteriaceae. The record is from the annotation of a GenBank genome assembly.
AUGAUGGACGUCGACAGAACCAAGUACCUGCUCAGAGCGUACCUUAGGUGCAGAAUACAGAAGAUCGACCGCUUCUUUCUGCACUUUGCUGGCGAGGAGAGCUACCACAGCCGGCUGUCAGAUGGAGAGCAGCGUUACUGCGACAGGCAGGUAGAUCUGGUGCAGGCGCAUCUGGACAGGACUGCACUCACGCGCCUGCCACGCCGCUACCAGUCCAUCCUGAAGCAGGCGGACUCGAGCGAAACACCAGAUAUGAUCCCCACUCCCGACCUCGACACUUUUGUGUUCUGUGUGGCCACUCGCCCUCUGCCGUCUGUCCAGCUGGACCCCGAGCUUGAUGAUGUCAUCGGCAUGGCGCCUGGAGAGCUCCACAUUCUGCGAUAUAGGCCGAUCCAAACACUUGUACAGUCGGGUGAUAUUAUUCUUCUGUGA